This is a messenger RNA of Aspergillus heteromorphus CBS 117.55, 840 nucleotides long. RefSeq names its product DUF1770 domain-containing protein. Gene Ontology annotation, biological process: mitophagy. The coding region runs from base 200 to 745 and encodes 181 amino acids. NCBI's taxonomy places the organism in Eukaryota, Fungi, Ascomycota, Eurotiomycetes, Eurotiales, Aspergillaceae. Gene Ontology annotation, molecular function: mitochondrion autophagosome adaptor activity. The transcript has 3 exons. The record is from RefSeq and is a predicted model, not a curated record.
GCCAGAACGAGGAUGGUGAUUGGCUGCCGGCGAGUUACUCCGGGCCCCGGCGCGAGUUGCUGCAGCGCAUCGCAUCUACUUACUUACCACCACCCACAAAUCUCACCGAAUACUAUUCCCCCUUCCCAUAUACCUCUGUCCAUACUCCCUUCCACUAUACUCUACUCACUACUUCCCCUCUCCCCUGUUACUGUCCGCCAUGUCCGAUCCCGCCCUCCAAAUCCCCGAAGCCAUCCAGACGGCCUCCGUCAACCCGGAGCCGUCCCCCGAACACGACCUCAAUCCCCCAACUGCCGCCGCCUCCGAGAAGCAACCCGUCGUGGAAGAGGCCCCCUCCGAGGCGGGUAGCAUUCCCUCCGAUGUCGUUGAUCCCCAUCGAAUGAUCAAGCCCACUCCGCGGCGCCACAACCUCCCCCCACUGCCCGAUCUCCGGUUCGAACAGAGCUAUCUAGCCAGCUUGCGGGGAGCCGAUACCUGGGGGCGAGUCGCUUGGAUCACGAUCAGAGACCAGGUCCUCCUUCCUCUGAUUCAAGGGACCGUCUGGACCCUGGCUCUUUCGGGUUGGCGCUUCUGGAACCGCAACGCCUCGCUCAGUGGACAGACGCUGGGGAGCAAGAUACGACGCUGGUGGUACGACGUCAAUAACUGGAAGCUCCCUCCUCUACGAUCAACUAGGGAUCCUCGACUGGCUGCGAAGGUGGAAGACUUCUACACGGCGCAGUUCGCCAAUGCCGGUGCGGACUAGGCUCCCGGGUCGGGAUCAGGUAGGUACUGUGUAUGGUUGUUAGUCGGCAUUUCGGGAGUUCAGCGUACGGCGUUUCAAAAUAACGAGCAUUCGGG